Molecule: messenger RNA, 8173 nt
Organism: Clunio marinus
Lineage: Eukaryota; Metazoa; Arthropoda; Insecta; Diptera; Chironomidae
Source: the annotation of a GenBank genome assembly
UCAGAUUGGCAAAAAGCUCCUUCAAAUAUAUAUUUAGGCACAAAUAUUUUGUUGCUCUCAAAAAAAUAUAAAUAUCUGAAAUAUUGACUGCGCAAAAUUCUUAAACUCAACUAGUUUAUUUUUAAAAAUUAAUCAAAAGCUAUUGAGUCAACAAAAAAUAUAUCGGAACAAAGUGAUAAACAAAAAUCCAGUCAGAAUGGAGACUGUAAGUGGGAGUAAUAUUAUCGUGAAUGAAAACUAUCGGACUUCGCAAGAUAAGAUCUUUGAUAGUGUACAUCCUGAUGUGAUAAAAAUCAGAAAUUCUACUGAAAGUGAUAUUUCAAAAGAAAAAGGCGAAGUUGACAACAUAAUUCCGAAUCAACCUCCCCGGACAAAUUACUUUGAAACAUUGACACAUUUGUUCAAGGGAAAUGUCGGUCCAGGAUGCUUUGCAAUGGCUGAUGCUGCUAUGAAUGGUGGGCUGAUAUUGGGACCAGUUUUGACUCUUGUUCUUGGCAUCAUUUGUGUUCAUGCUCAGCAUAUUCUACUUAAUUGCUCAUCCAAGAUGAGGAUUCAAUAUCAAAUGUCGUCCAAACCAGACUACGCUGAAACAGUCGAACUUUGUUUUUUAAACAGCAACAACGAGCGAUGGCGUAAAUGGGCUCCAUAUAUGAAGAAACUUUGUAACAUUUUCAUUUGCAUAACUCAACUUGGGAUUUGUUGCAUAUAUUAUUUAUUCAUCACAACUAAUAUGAAACAAGUUCUAGAUCAUUAUGGACUCGUCAUAGAUCUUCCAGUACUUAUGAGCUUUAUUCUGAUCCCAAUGUGGCUAUCAGCUUUAAUUACAAAUCUCAAGUACCUAGCUCCAUGCUCGGGAAUUGCCAAUCUUUGUAUGAUCACUGGCUUGGUGAUAUCUUAUUACUAUUCAGUUCAAAAUUUACCACCAAUCACUGACAGACAUUUUCUUCCACCGAGCAUCAAUCGACUUCCACUCUUUUUCGGAACUGCCAUCUUUGCAUUUGAAGGAAUCGCACUGGUAUUGCCACUUCAAAAUGCUAUGAAGAAACAAAGAAAUUUUUCAAAACCUCUGGGAGUAUUAAAUGUUGGAAUGUCCAUUGUUACUACGAUUUUCAUUACGUUUGGAUUUGUUGGAUAUUGGAAAUACGGAGACGAUACUGAAGCCUCGUUGACUUUAAAUUUACCAACUGACGAAAUAUUGGCACAAUGCGUGAAGGUGGCAAUCGCUAGCGGAGUGAUGCUUGGAUAUGCCAUUCAAUUUUUUGUUGCGAUUCAAGUGAUGUAUCCUUCAAUAAGAAGUACAAUACCAUUUGCAAGUCAUCAUCCUUUCUUCGGUGAACUUCUCUUCAGAUCUUUUAUGGUUUUGAUCACAUUCGCUAUUGCACAACUCGUACCAAACUUAAGUUUAUUGUUGAGUUUAUUUGGUUCAGUUUGCAGUACAGUUCUUGCACUUGUCCUACCACCAAUCAUAGAAAUUAUUCUUAACAGUAACGACGAAAACGGAGUUGGCUGGAUUGUGAUAUUAAAGAAUUCAUCAAUUCUUAUAAUUGCCUUUUUGGGAUUUUUAACAGAACAGAGAAAGCUAAUCAUCGAUGAUGAUAAUUGGAAGUCAAUUCGAAAAAUUGAUGUCACAGCUCACAGUUUAGUUGCAAAACGAAAAUUUGAUCUCGAAGCACAUGAAAGUAAGAAUGAUCAACACAUGACAUCUUACAUGGAGACUUUGACACAUCUUUUCAAAGGAAAUAUGGGUCCAGGAUGUUUUGCAAUGGCUGACGCUGUCAUGAACGGUGGACUGUUAUUGGGACCAAUUUUGAUUCUCUUCUUCGGUGUUGUUUGUGUGCAUGCUCAGCAUAUCCUUCUUAAUUGUUCAGCGAAAAUGAAGCAUAAAUAUCAAUUACUUUGUAAGCCAGAUUAUGCUGAAACAGUUGGUCUUUGUUUUUUGAGUAGCAACAACGAAAAAUAUCGCAAAUACGCAUCAACGAUGAAAACUGUUUGUAACACUUUCAUUUGUAUUACUCAACUUGGAAUAUGUUGCAUAUAUUUUUUGUUUAUUGGCACUAAUUUGAAGCAAGUUUUGGAUUUUUACAACUUCCAAGUCAGUCUCACUAUGAUGAUGACAAUAGUUUUGAUUCCAAUUUGGUUGUCAGCUUUAAUAACAAAUCUCAAGUUUUUAGCGCCGUGUUCGGGAAUCGCCAAUGUUUGUAUGGUAUUGGGGUUGGUGAUUUCUUACUUUUAUUCAGCACAAGAUUUACCACCAAUCAAUGAAAGAUAUUUUAUUCCACCGAAUAUGAAACAACUCCCACUUUUCUUUGGAACUGCAAUCUUUGCAUUCGAAGGCAUUGCACUGGUGUUGCCACUUCAAAAUGCUAUGAGGAAACCACGAAACUUUUCGAAACCUCUGGGUGUGUUGAAUGUUGGAAUGUUUUAUGUUAUUGCAAUUUUCAUAUCUUUUGGAGCUGUUGGGUAUUGGAAGUAUGGCGACGAUACUCAAGCUUCAUUGACGCUUAAUUUACCGACUGAUGAUAUAUUAGCACAAUGCGUGAAGAUAGCAAUUGCUCUUGGAGUUAUGUUGGGAUAUGCCAUUCAAUUUUACAUUGCUAUCAAUGUUAUGUAUCCUUCGAUUAUGAGAAAGUUCAGAUUCACUGAUCGUCAUCCUUACAUUGGCGAACUUUUAUUUAGGUCAUUUAUGGUGAUAAUAACGUUUGCAAUAGCACAACUUGUCCCUAAUCUUAGUUUAUUAUUGAGUUUGAUUGGAGCUCUAUGUAGCACAUCUUUGGCACUUGUUUUACCACCGAUCAUAGAAUUUAUUAUAUUGUCUAAUGAAGAAGAAGGUGUCACUUGGACACUACUAGUUAAGAACUAUUCCAUUCUCAUUAUUUCUCUUAUUGGAGUUAUAACAGGAGGCUACGAAAGUUUAUCACAACUGCAAGAGGAAGGGAGACUUGUUGAGAAUGAAAACUCUGGGAAAUCAGAAACUAAAUAUUUCAACCUUGAUUUGUCGAAAGGCAAAGUUGAUAAAUUGGAUGUGAAACCAAUAGCUGAACUUCGGAAUGCAAAAUUAGAAGAUAACAUCGAAUUUAUAAAUGAAAAUGAGAUUAAUCCAAAACAUCAAACUUCCUAUAUGGAAACUUUAACUCAUCUGUUCAAAGGGAAUGUUGGACCAGGAUGCUUCGCUCUUGCUGAAGCUGUCAAAAACAGCGGACUUUUAUUGGGACCAAUCCUGAUUGUCGCUUUAGGCGUCAUUUGUGUUCAUGCUCAACAUAUUCUUUUAGAAUGUUCCGUAAAAAUGAGAGACAAAUACGGCUUGGAACGGAGACCAGACUACGCUGAAACUGUCGAACUUUGUUUCCUCAGCAGUAACAAAAAGAGAUGGCGAAAAUAUGCCACAAAAAUGAAAAUGAUCUGCAAUCUAUUCAUUUGUAUAACGCAAUUAGGAUUCUGUUGCGUAUAUUAUUUGUUCAUAAGUACAAAUAUCAAACAAGUUUUAGACCACUAUCAUUUUUACUUCAGCUUACCUGUUUUAAUCACAAUCGCAUUGAUUCCGAUUUGGUUGUCGGCAAUGAUAACAAAUUUGAAGUAUCUUGCACCUUGUUCGGGGAUCGCAAAUGUUUGUAUGAUUUUGGGAUUGGUCAUUUGUUAUUUCUACUCAGUGCAAGAUUUACCACCGAUUAGUGAAAGAAAUCUCAUAACUCCGAAUAUCAAUCAACUUCCACUGUUCUUUGGAACUGCAAUCUUUGCAUUCGAAGGAAUCGCACUGGUGUUGCCACUUCAGAAUGCUAUGAAGAAACCUCGAAACUUUUCAAGAUCUCUGGGUGUGUUGAAUGUUGGAAUGGUCAUUGUCAUUGCAAUAUUUAUGUCAUUUGGUGCAUUUGGUUAUUGGAAGUAUGGCGACAAAACUGAAGCUUCAUUGACUUUAAAUUUACCUGCCGACGAAAUACUUGCACAAUGUGUAAAACUUGCAAUUGCUACAGGAGUUAUGCUUGGAUAUGCCAUUCAAUUCUUUGUUCCUAUCCAAAUUAUGUAUCCAGCAAUAAGAAAAAAAUUCACUUUUGCUGAUCGCCAUCCUUACGUCGGUGAACUUCUCUUCAGAUCGUUUAUGGUGCUGAUUACAUUUAUAAUUGCACAACUCGUUCCUAAUCUUGGAUUACUUCUGAGUUUGAUUGGUGCAGUUUGUAGCACAGUCAUCGCACUUGUCUUGCCACCUCUUAUCGAAUUUAUUUUAUUAGCAAAUGAAGACGAAGGUCUUAGUUUUAUUGUGAUUAGUAAGAACUUAGUUAUUCUUAUCAUUGCGCUAUUAGGAUUUUGGACAGGCAUCACAAAUGUUAAAAAUAAAAAAGAUAUUGAAUCUCAGACUUCAAAUGGCCAACCAUUGACAACUUACAUGGAAACUUUGAUGCAUCUUUUCAAAGCGAAUGUGGGGACGGGAUGUUUUGCAAUGGCUGAUGCUGUCAAAAACAGUGGACUCAUAUUGGGACCAAUCUUGAUUCUCGUUUUAGGAGUUAUUUGUGUUCAUGCUCAGCAUAUGCUUAUAAAUUGUUCUGUGAAAAUGAAAGACAAAUAUCAAAUGACAAACCGACCGGACUAUGCUGAAACUGUUGAACUUUGCUUUCUUAGCAGUACCAACAAAACAUGGCGAAAGCUGGCACCGUCAAUGAAGUUUAUAUGCAACGUUAUCAUUUGUGUGACUCAAUUAGGAUUCUGUUGCGUGUAUUAUUUAUUCGUAGGAACAAAUGUGAAACAAAUUUUAGACUACUAUAACUUUUAUGUCGACCUUCCAUUGUUAUUUGCAUUCGCAUUAAUUCCAAUUUGGCUGUCAGCUUUGAUUACAAACUUGAAGUAUCUUGCACCGUGUUCGGGUUUUGCCAACAUCUGCAUGAUCUUGGGAUUGGUGAUUUCAUAUUAUUAUUCAGUUCAAGAUUUACCACCAAUCACUGAGAGACGUUUUAUACCUGAAAACAUAAAUCAACUUCCACUCUUCUUCGGAACUGCACUUUUUGCUUUCGAAGGCAUUUCACUGGUGUUGCCACUUCAGAAUGCUAUGAAGAAACCUGAAAAGUUCUCGAGGCCCCUUGGUGUGUUGAAUGUUGGAAUGGUCAUCAUAAGUACGAUUCUUAUAUCUUUUGGAACUGUCGGAUAUUGGAAAUAUGGUGAAGAAACUGAAGCAUCGCUGAGCUUAAAUUUGCCCAUAGAUGAAUUACUUGCACAAUGUGUAAAACUUGCAAUUGCUACAGGAGUUAUGCUUGGAUAUGCCAUUCAAUUUUUCGUUCCUAUGCAAAUUAUGUAUCCAGCAAUAAGGAACAAUUUCGUUUUUGCUGAUCGCCAUCCUAUGUUCAGUGAACUUCUCUUCAGAUCGUUUAUGGUGCUGAUUACAUUUGCGAUUGCCCAAGUUAUCCCGAAUCUUGGAUUACUUUUGAGUCUGAUUGGUGCAGUUUGUAGCACAGUUCUUGCACUUGUUUUACCACCAAUUGUCGAAUUCAUAAUUUUGUCUUGCGAGGAAAAUGGCAUUAAAUGGAAAAUCUUUUCAUUGUUAAAAGUGGUGGUGAAGAUGAAGGAAUCAAGUAAUGAGUUUAAUAGUUCUUCAAAAGAGUCUGAAGAAGAAAAUAAAGAACAUGUAAAGGAGAUUAAACACAAGACGAGUUACCUGGAAGCAUUAAUUCAUUUUUUUAAAGCUGGUGUGGGGCCUGGUUGCUUCGCAAUCGCUGAAGCUAUGAGUAACACAGGCAUUGCUUUGGGAAUUUGUUUGACAAUUUUUCUAUCAUUGGUUUGUCUUUACGAACAACAUGUUUUAUUGAAAUGUGCAAAUAAUGUGAAACGUUAUUUUAACAUGGAACAACGACCAGAUUAUGCUCAAACAUUUGAAUGGAGCUUGCAAGCUAACGUGAAAUGGAAGAAACAUUCUGUAGUCAUGAGACGAAUUGUCAACAUUUUUCUGAUUUUAACUCAACUUGGAUUCUGUUCUGUUUAUAUUUUAUUCAUUGGGAAUAACAUGAGAAACUUUUUAAUAUAUUUCGGUUACGAGUUUAAUGUGAGAAUUGUGAUAAUGUUGACAUUCAUUCCCGUUUGCCUUCCCGCGUUGAUAACAAAUCUCAAGUUUCUUGCACCGUUCUCGGGGUUGGCGAGUGUUUGCAUGUUGACAGGAGUUGGAAUUACAUUGUAUUAUGUUUUCCAAGAUCUUCCAGACAUAUCUGAGAGAAGUCAAGCAGUGUUUUCCUGGACGAAGCUUCCAUUGUUUUUUGGAACUGUCAUUUAUCUUUUUGAAGGUAUUGGCCUUGUAUUGCCUUUGAAAAAUUCGAUGAAAAAACCUUCAAACUUCUCAAGACCAUUGGGAGCACUUAAUGUCGGAGUUGCAAUGCAAACAACACUCUUCUUGACACUCGGUGUCUUUGGUUAUUGGAAGUAUGGAGAUGAGACAGAGAGUUCAUUAACACUCAACUUACCAACUGAUGAAUGGCUUGCACAAGCAGUCUUACUGAUUCUUUCCAUUGGCGUAAUUCUCGGUUAUGCCAUUCAAUUUUUCAUUCCUAUGCAGAUAAUGUUUCCAUCGGUUCAAAGAGUUAUCAAACCAGCAAAACAUCAUCCACUGAUUGGUGAAAUAAUAUUUAGAGCGUUCAUGGUUCUCGUUACUUAUGGUGUUGCUUUAGUUGUUCCCAAUCUGGGACUUCUGAUAAGCUUAAUUGGAGCAGUAUGUAGUAACUCUUUAGCUUUACUUUUCCCAGUUUUGAUCGAAUACUUGGUGGUAACACGCGACAAUAAAUCUAUGACAGGAAUUUUCAUGGCGAAAAAUGGAUUUAUUUUAUUCAUGGCACUUGUUGGUUUUGCAAGUGUGAAAAAAGCAACCACGCCAAAAUCAAAGCUAAGCAAAAGGGAUAAGAUACGAGUAUCGUACAAAGGUUAUGAAGAACUUCAUGCAGAUCAACCACCAACUUCUUACAUGGAAACUUUGAUGCAUCUUUUUAAAGGAAAUGUUGGAACUGGAUGCUAUGCAAUGGCUGAAGCAACAAAGAACGGUGGACUGAUUCUUGGGCCAGUUCUAACAAUUAUCAUCGCUAUAAUCAAUGUUCACGCUCAGCAUGUCUUGCUUAAUUGUGCAGAAAUUUUAAGAGAUCAAGAAAACCUUGAAUUUAGUCCCGAUUAUGCUGAAACUUUAUAUUUAUGCUUCGCUAACAGCACAGAUGAUGGUUGGAAGAAAUGGGCACCAAGAAUGAAGUCGAUUUGCAAUAUUUUCAUUUGCUUCACUCAACUUGGAUAUUGUUCAGUUUAUUUUUUAUUUGUUGGUGAACAUUUAAAGCAAGUUUUCGACUUCUAUGGAUAUGAAUUGGACGUUCAAUUGUGGAUUGUCAUUCUAUUGGUGCCAAUCUUAUUAACAGCUGUCAUAAGAACGCUUAAAAUUUUAGCAAUCAUCUCAACAAUUGCAAAUGUUUUCAUGAUAUUGGGAAUUUUUCUUACUAUCGGUUAUGCUGCUACUGAUCUUCCUCCGAUUUCUGAUCGUGAUUUGAUCGCUGAUUAUAUGAGAUUACCGCUUUUUUUCGGCACAGUCUUGUACUCAUUUGAAGGAAUCGCUUUGGUUUUGCCACUAAAAAAUGCGAUGAAUAAGCCUGAAAAUUUUACAAGACCACUUGGAGUUCUCAAUAUUGGAAUGGUGCUUGUGACAAUUUGUUUUGUUUUCAUUGGAUUUGUUGGCUAUUGGCAUUAUGGAGAGUCAACAAAUGCUUCAUUGACUUUGAACUUACCAAUCGAUGAUGUUUUAGCACAAGUCAUCAAGAUGAUGAUAGCACUUGCAGUUCUCAUGACUUACGGAAUUCAAUUCUUUGUUGCCAUUCAAAUUAUGUUCGCUCCAAUAUAUAAAAACAUAAAUUGCGUGGAAAGACAUCCUGUAAUUUCUGAGAUGAUCCUUCGUUUGCUUGUUGUGCUUAUUACGUUUACUGUUGCACAAGGAAUUCCUCAUCUCAGUUUGCUGUUGAGUUUGAUUGGAUCAGUUUGUUGCGCUGUUCUCGCUUUUGUGCUUCCUGCAAUUGCUGAAUUAAUUCUGCUUCAUAAUAAUUAUGGAGGUAUUGGAUGGUGUUGUUGGCUAAAGAAUUCCAUCAUUCUUCUUAUUGCAUUUUGUGGAUUUAUUCUUGGUGGUGGUUUAAGUAUCAAAGCUAUUUAUGAAGCAAUAAUGAAAGAUUUUCAAAAAUAA